Messenger RNA from Fusarium keratoplasticum, 1041 nucleotides. Its product is annotated as Abhydrolase-3 domain-containing protein. The record is from RefSeq and is a predicted model, not a curated record. Lineage: Eukaryota; Fungi; Ascomycota; Sordariomycetes; Hypocreales; Nectriaceae. The transcript has 2 exons. Gene Ontology annotation, molecular function: hydrolase activity. Bases 1 to 1041 code for a protein of 346 amino acids.
AUGACUGAUAACGCUGAUCGCAAGAUCUGGCAACCCCUCCACCCCGCCAUCAGGGAUCGUCUGGACCCCCAGUACGUCGCCUACCAUGAGGCUCAUCUCCAGUACAUAGAGCCGGAGAAGCUGGGCGUCUGGGAUGGAUCUGCGAGGACCAAGAAGGUGUCUCUGCCGCCUGGAGGCACCAAGCCGGUUCCUGUAGGGGGCAUCGAUGAUUUUGAUGUCGGCAGAUUCCGGGUGAGGGUUUACACACCAACAGGGGAGUGUGAUGAGAGAGGUUGGCCUGUUCUUGUCUGGUUCCACGGCGGUGGCUGGGUUCUUGGUGGUUUGAAUAAUGGGACUGAUCUUUGCUCGUGGGUUUGUCAAGGCGCGCGCUGCAAGGUCGUGACCGUCGACUACGGUCUCGCCCCAGAGAACCCCUUUCCAAUUGCAGUCGAGGAUGCGAUUGAUUCUUUCAGAUGGGUUGCCUCAGAGCCAGCUGAGCUCGGAAAGAUCGACACUUUGCGCAUCUCCAUCGGCGGAACAUCGUCAGGGGGAAACAUAGCCCUCGCCGCAGGAAUUGCAGCCUCAAACCCUGGAGCUCCCCUUCCAACUGCUAAACCAUCACUCCCAAACACAGCAUCACACCCUCCGGCAUCACUGUUGCUUUUUAUUCCCGUGGUGGACAACACCGCCACCGCCGAGGAUGUCUGGAAGCCCAACGCCGAGACUGCCCCUUGGCUGACCCCUGAGCGGCUGUCGUGGUACCGCAAGCUCUACUUGCCCAGGGAUGAGGACUGCAAGAGCUGGGAUUCCAGCCCGAACUUUGCUUCCGAAUCACUGCUGAAGAAUCUCCCAAAGACGUGGAUUGCUGUGGCCGAGAUGGACAUCCUUGCUCCUGAGGCACUGGCUUUUGGGGAGCAACUGAAGGACUUGGGGGUUGAAGUUGAUACCCUAGUUGUGGAGGGAGCAACGCAUUCUAUCUUGUCGCUUCAUGGCAUAAUAGAUAGAGGUCGUGAGAUGAUUGGGAGUGCGGUCCAGCACCUUCAGGGGGUCUUUGGAACUUGA